Messenger RNA from Cryptomeria japonica (Japanese cedar), 2790 nucleotides. RefSeq names its product ERAD-associated E3 ubiquitin-protein ligase HRD1B. The record is from RefSeq and is a predicted model, not a curated record. The coding region runs from base 537 to 2501 and encodes 654 amino acids. NCBI's taxonomy places the organism in Eukaryota, Viridiplantae, Streptophyta, Pinopsida, Cupressales, Cupressaceae. The transcript has 8 exons.
AUCAUUACACCAGUGCGCACCUAGCCUAACCUGCCAAAUUCGCGGGGCUCGAACCCAAGCCAUUUCAGCCCGUCCCAUUUCCAAUUUGAUUGGGAAACUAACUAAUUUAACGGAGAUUUGGAGAUCCUGAUCCAAUUCGUCCCUUGUUUAAUCAACAACUACGUAGCCUAUGAAAAAUCCCCCAACCCAAUUAAGACAACAUGGCAUUGGAGCUGACGAAGCAUCCAUACCCGAGAGAAGGUUAGUCCACCUGUAACAACCACCACAUCAAUUUGACAAAACAGGCGACUGAAAAACGCGGAGUUCUCUUCGAUUUCUCAAACGUUGGUGUUAUUCUAGAUAAACGGUGUUUAACCGGAUCUAUCUAGUGCAGUGCACCAAUUCGACAUCACCAGGUACGGAAUUUCAGAUACCCAAUCUGCAUAUCUUCUUUUUAACUCCGAACAGCGAAUUGGGUAUAUGGAUUUCGCCUAGAAAACAGACAAUCUAGGGUUUCAAGAAUUCAGAUUCUGCCUUUGAGCAACGUUUUAGACAAGAUGGUGAAAUUUGGCACUUAUGCGGCAGCAAGUGCAGUGGGGGCGAUAGCAAUGAUAUACCAUGCUUUCCACAGUCGGGGCCAAUUCUACCCUGCUAUGCUAUAUCUGUCCACAUCAAAAAUAAGCCUGGUGCUCCUGCUAAACAUGGGAUUGGUGAUUAUGUGCAGUCUGUGGCAACUAAUUAAGAUAAUAUUUCUUGGAACUCUUCGGGAAGCCGAAGUGGAGCGGUUGAAUGAACAGUCAUGGAGAGAGGUUAUGGAAAUUCUCUUUGCAAUCACUAUAUUUCGUGAAGAAUUUUCAGUCACAUUUUUAGCAAUGGUAUCAGUUUUGCUGUUAAUUAAGGCCUUUCAUUGGCUUGCACAAAAGAGGGUUGAGUAUAUUGAAACAACCCCUUCCGUAUCCCGCUUGUCACAUUUCCGGAUCCUAAGUUUUAUGGCAUUUUUGCUUGCCCUAGAUUGCAUUUUUCUCUACAGUUCUGCAUCUUAUCUCCUUAAAACGCGGCGACCAUCUGUGGAGCUCUUCUUUUCAUUCGAGUAUAUGAUAUUGGCAACAACCACAAUAUCGACUUUCCUGAAAUAUGUCUUUUAUGUGAGUGACGUGCUUAUGGAAGGACAAUGGGAGAACAAAGCAGUUUUCACUUUUUAUUUGGAGCUUGUCAGAGAUCUGGUUCAUCUGUCUUUGUAUCUUUUCUUUUUCCUUGUCAUAUUUAUAAACUAUGGCCUGCCAUUACACUUGAUAAGGGAGCUCUAUGAAACAUUCCGUAAUUUCAAGUCCAGAGUUUCUGACUUUAUAAGAUACAGAAAAAUUACGUCCAACAUGAAUGAUCGAUUUCCAGAUGCAACUGCUGAAGAACUUGGCUUAAGCGAUGCCACAUGCAUUAUAUGCCGGGAGGAGAUGAUUGCAGCAAAAAAGUUACCUUGUGGCCAUCUAUUCCAUGUACAUUGUCUACGGUCCUGGCUGGAGAGACAACAGACAUGUCCUACAUGCAGGUCUCCGGUUAUUGCACCAGAAGGCGGAACAGCAACAACUGGAGCGGGCCGUGGUGUGCAAUCUGAACAGCAAAAUGCUGGGACAGAAGGGUUACAAGCAAAUGCUGGCUCCUCAAAUGCAUCAGGUCAGGGCUCUGAUGCAAACCAUUUUUUGGCUCAGCAUCAAGCAAGAGUUCAAGCUGCUGCUGCUGCUGCCCGCCUGUACGGGAGUUCUUUUGUAUAUUCUACAGCGCAACCUGCCGCAAUGAAUUUGUCCCCAGGAUUUGUUUUUGUACCCCAGCCAUACAUGGCAGGACUUGCUGCUCCAAAUUAUGUUCCUGGAGGUAUGGGUAAUAGUGAAUAUCAGGAGCAUAAUGCAGCAAUGAGUUCCUCUCCGAUUCAUCCAGAGGUGCAAAGAUGGUUAGAAAUUCAAUCUCAGAUUUUGGCAGCCCAAAGGACUUCAGCAAUCAGUGGAAGCAAUCUGCUAUACCCUCAAGUACCUUUAUAUGGCCUUAAUCCUUUUAAUAUGAACCAUUCUAACCAGAUAUCUCCUGCUAUGGGUGCUGUUGAAGACAACUCACAGAAUCCUUCCGCGAGUUCACAAUCACUUGAUCAGGCUAUCAAUAACUACUCUGGAAUUUUGAACGUUCAGCAGUUAGUACUAAAACAAAGGAUAGAGGCAUUGCAGCAGGAGCUUCAUUCUGUCUCACAACUACAUUCUGCUUUGCAAGCAAGGAACUCUCUUGAGUCAAUUCCUGGGCUCAAGAUUGAUGAUUCUAAUGUGAAGACUGAGGCUGUGGUUGAACAGAAUUUUUCUACAGACACUAUGGAUUCUGUAGAUGUCAAGGGGAAAAACCCAGUCACCGGUGAGAUUAAUGAGGAAGAUGUGCCAACAUCUGUUUCAACUGAUUCAGUAUUGAAGGAGACAUCAGAUUUUCUACAGAAGGCUGAAGAACCAACAUCCAGUCACUUGGAGAUUGAAGACAUUGAAAAUUAGAAUAAUAGUACCAUUUGCUUUUUAUCUGAAACACUUAUCAAUUCUUGUUAGAAAAAAAUCAGACAAGAAAGUUUCUAGCGAAGGUCAACAAUCCAAGUCCCAACCAGUAGAAAUAUGAAGAUAAUGUCUAGAAACACAAAGCCUUUUGUUAACUUGUAACAACUCACAGUUUUGUCUUUUUCAAGACAAUUUUUGUGACCAUAAUCGCAGUGAUGGUCAGAUCCUGCAGCCUUUCAGUUUGUUGGUAAAAUCAUUUCUGAAGGUCAAUUAAUUUUGAAAAUAACAGUGA